Messenger RNA from Acipenser ruthenus (sterlet), 6747 nucleotides. Its product is annotated as phosphatidylinositol 3-kinase regulatory subunit alpha. Gene Ontology annotation, molecular function: 1-phosphatidylinositol-3-kinase regulator activity; protein binding. NCBI's taxonomy places the organism in Eukaryota, Metazoa, Chordata, Actinopteri, Acipenseriformes, Acipenseridae. The record is from RefSeq and is a predicted model, not a curated record. Gene Ontology annotation, cellular component: phosphatidylinositol 3-kinase complex. Bases 758 to 2938 code for a protein of 726 amino acids. The transcript is spliced from 16 exons. Gene Ontology annotation, biological process: phosphatidylinositol phosphate biosynthetic process; insulin receptor signaling pathway.
GCUCUGGUGAGGCGGAGCUAGUUCUCUGCUUGUGGGCGUGGUCUAGCAGUCUCUUGCUGAAGCUUUUUGAUGGUCUGUGUAGUUGAGUUGUGGUAGUGUUUGUCUUGGAAGGAUGAGCUGUGGGUCGUGAAGAGAGCAGGACGGGAGUAAUACCACACCGCGUGUGAGUUUUGUUUGAUGUAUUUAUUUUUUAAACACCCAGAAUUUACUACAGGACAAAAUCCUAACCGGGAUUUAUUUUUUUGGCGUCCAAAAUUUGUGUCAGAAAAAUUGUGUGGAGUUUUUUUUAAGUAGGAAUUGCGUCGGUGUAUUCGGAAAGGAAGGAGCAUUCCGCGCGGACGACGCUUUUGCAGGCAAGUCAGGCGAGCGAAUGGAGUGCGGCUGCAGAAGGUAUUAGACAGAUGGGCAGAUUGUGUCUGAAGCACCAUGAAGGUGCAACAGACUGCAGAACUCAAAAACCAAGCUACAUUUUGAGGCGCUGACAAAUUCCUGAGCUGCAGGAAAAGAGGAAGUAGAAAAGAAAAAUAACCCAACCCAGAAAGGACAUUUUGCAAAAAAAGGAUAUUGAGGACUUCGACCCUUUUUACAAGCCACGUGACAAUAUCUCUCAUAUCUGAUUUUCAGAUUCAUAUAUUUAAUUAUAUGUGUAUAUAAUUGGGAGGGUGGAAAAAAAUAAGCAGGCAGGACAAAUCCUUUAUGUGUUGCUGUAUAUUUUGGUUCCACUGGAUUAAUAAUAUCUGACACUUAAGUUUUCAAAAUGAGUGCGGAAGGAUACCAGUACAGAGCCCUGUACGAAUACAAAAAAGAAAGGGAAGAAGAUAUUGAUCUGCAUGUAGGAGACAUACUGAUUGUGAAUAAGGGGGCCUUGGUAGCACUUGGGUACAGUGAUGGAAUGGAAGAGAGACCUGAAGAAAUUGGAUGGCUCGCAGGGUUUAAUGAAACCACACAGGAAAAAGGCGACUUCCCUGGAACCUAUGUUGAGUUCAUGGGCAAGAAGAGGAUUUCACCUCCAACACCCAAACCUCGACCUCCAAGGCCACUGCCGGUGGCUCCCGGGCCAGACAAAGCCGAUUCCGAUUCAGAGCAAGCGUCCACACUGCCAGAUCUCACAGAGCAGUUCUCCCCUCCUGAUGAGGCGCCGCCGAUGCUUGUGAAGUUAGUUGAGGCGAUUGAAAGAAAAGGUCUGGACUGUCCCACUCUCUAUAGAAAUUUUGGCUCAAGUGGUGGUGCUGAUGUCCAAGAGUGCUUAGAAAGUGAUGCUGCUUCGGUUGAUAUUGAUCAGUUUGACCUGCAGACAUUGUCAGAUGGUCUAAGGAGGUAUCUUCAGGAUCUGCCAUAUCCUGUUGUUCCAGCAUCUGUUUACAGUGAAAUGGUACAUGUAGCACAAGAUGUGCAGAACGCAGAGGAGUGCGCCCAGCUGCUGAGGAGAAUCACCCGGUCACCAAACGUGCCUCUUCAGUAUUGGCUUACUCUUAAUUAUCUGAUCAAGCAUUUCUGCAAAGCUUGCCAAAAUACCAGCAAAAAUCUACUCAGUGCAAGGGCUCUUGCUGAAAUUUUCAGCCCUCUGCUUUUCAGGCCUCAAGCAGCAAGCUGUGAUUCAAAUCCAGAAUAUCACACAAAGAUAAUUGAAGUCUUGGUCACCAGCGAAUGGAAUGAGAGUCAGGCUGCCCCAGCACUGCCUCCAAAGCCGCCAAAGCCUGCCCCUGUUGCAAACAACGGUAUGAAUAACAACAUGUCUCUACAAGACGCUGAAUGGUACUGGGGAGAUAUAUCAAGGGAGGAGGUCAACGAAAAAUUACGGGAUACAGCAGAUGGUACUUUUUUGGUUCGAGAUGCCUCCACAAAAAUGCAUGGGGACUACACACUUACGUUAAGGAAAGGGGGAAACAACAAGCUUAUUAAGAUCUUUCACCGAGAUGGAAAGUACGGUUUCUCCGAUCCACUUACCUUCAACUCUGUGGUUGAGCUCAUAAACCACUACCGCCAUGAGUCUCUGGCUCAGUACAACCCCAAGCUAGAUGUCAAGCUGCUGUAUCCUGUAUCCAAGCACCAGCAGGAUCAGGUUGUAAAAGAAGACAACAUUGAGGCAGUCGGAAAGAAGCUCCAUGAAUAUCACCUCCUGUACCAGGAAAAGAACAAAGAGUACGACCGCCUGUAUGAAGAAUACACAAGAACAUCACAGGAAAUUCAAAUGAAAAGGACUGCUAUUGAAGCCUUCAAUGAGACGAUCAAAAUAUUUGAAGAGCAGUGCCAAACCCAGGAACGGUACAGCAAGGAAUACAUUGAGAAAUUCAGGAGGGAGGGGAAUGACAAAGAAAUUCAGAGGAUCAUGGUGAACUAUGAUAAGCUGAAGUCCAGAAUCAGUGAAAUUGUAGACAGCAAGCGCAGGCUGGAGGAGGACUUGAAGAAGCAAGCAGCCGAUUACCGAGAGAUUGACAAACGCAUGAACAGCAUCAAACCAGACCUAAUCCAGCUGAGAAAGACAAGAGACCAAUACUUGAUGUGGUUGACUCAAAAGGGUGUCCGACAAAAGAAGUUGAAUGAAUGGCUUGACAUUAAAAACGAGAACACAGAAGACCAAUACUCAAUGACUGAAGAUGAUGAAGAUUUGCCUCAUCAUGAUGAGCGCUCGUGGAAACUGGGAAACCUCAACAGAACCCAGGCCGAGGCCUUGCUGAGGGGGAAGCGGAACGGAACGUUCCUCGUCCGGGACAGCAGCAAGCCAGGCUGCUAUGCCUGCAGCGUUGUUGUGGACGACGAGGUAAAGCAUUGUGUUAUCAACAAAACACCGACAGGAUAUGGUUUUGCAGAGCCAUACAACUUGUAUGGCUCGCUGAAAGAACUGGUGCUGCAUUACCAGCACACAUCACUUGUACAGCACAAUGACUCUUUGAAUGUCACGCUAUCAUACCCAGUGUAUUCACAGCAGAGGCGAUGAAGGCAACGUGGACAGUACUUGGGACUCGAGAAGAAGGACUGACGGCCUCUUGAAAAGGAAUGCCAAGUCUGGCUUUGGAGUUAAGAAUGCCGGUCUGUGCUUUUGCUAGUCUGACUGGGGCAUUCUAUAAAUUUCAGUAGGAGAGAGAGAGACUGUUGACGGUGUUGAGCUGUGAAUGUAGUUUUCUUUUUCUAGUGCUUGUAAAGAAGCACAAGCUAACUGAGGACUGCUAAACUUUCUCCUAAUCUGGGGGGGGGCAUAGAAGACUGUUUCUUAAUGGUGCUUGUUUACAUUCUUCUCAAAGCUUUACCAGCUGGAAUGUAAAAACGCUGAAACCUUAGGGUGCAACUUUUUGUACAGAUUUUUUUUUUUUUGUGCGUGUGUUUGUGUGGGACCUGAACACCCCUUUCAGAAUUGGAGGUUGCUGUGUUCAUUUGGUCCAUACACUCUAUAGUGUUCAUUAUAAAUCAUUGGAUCAGAUGAUAAUGUAGCAAGAUGGCACUUUUUCUCGAAAGGACUUUUCUACGAAUGUGUUGCAGCAGAGGAGAAACAAAUUGAAUGAUCUUGGCUUUUUUUUUUUUAAGCCUGUUUUCUGAACUUUGGAGAAAAAAAAAGAGAAUCAGGACUUAAUGAAACAGCUAAUGUAAGAUAUGACACUUCUGUUGUAUAUAUUUAAAGGAGGACUUGAAUGAAAACUAAAUAAUGAAACCUACAAUACCAAACUUUGAAUUCAGUUAUUUUUUUUGUUUGUUUUAAUUCUAAUCAUUUCUGCUAUGCAAUGCUCUCUUUUUUUCCUAAAGCUGAAUUAUGUUUUAAAUGUACCAAUAAUAUAAGCUUGUUUUUAUUGCUUGAAAAGUGUCAUAAUGUCAAUGGCCAGGAGGAUAUUUAAAAGAAAAAAAAUAUAUAAGAUGCCAAGCAUUGUAGUUUGGAUUAAAACUAGGGCAAAUUAUACUCGCUAUUCAUAUCCUUUAUUUGCAAUUAAUUAUUGGAUCAGUUUUGCAAUGUUUUAUAAGAAGUGUUUGUUUUUGUUUUAUUAUUUCAAACAUAUGUUUUGUUGGGCAGAGCCUGAUGAGCAUUUGAAAGCUGCUUUAGUCAAUAAAAUAGAAAACUUUUUCAAUGAGCCACCCCUGUUACAUAUCGGUGAUUUAUUUCUUAAAGUAGAACAGGUUUUGUACAAAUGGGGAAAACCCAAGAUACAGCAGAAUAUUCUAAUUGGUUAGAUUUUUUUGGCUGAUUUUUAAAAAAAGCAGCCUGGUACAGUAAAUGCAUUGGUUUUAAGAAAUCACAUCUGAAGCAUCUGAACUGAAACCUAUACAAAGUUCAAGCUCUUAUUUUGAAAUGCAGCAAAAUAUAAAUGAUCAGUCAGGAAAUUAAAAUGUUGCUUUCUCAUUUCUAGUUAACAUAGUAUUUUUUUCUGUAUCAGAAAACCCUUAAUAGCUGUGUUUUACAUGGAUGAAAUCGUCCAUGUUAUUAGUCCUGAGUUUUGUUGCUGAAUUCCAUGCUAUGCCAGUAAAUCAUAGUACAGUUACUUGGUUUAUAAGAAAAUAAAGUACCACAAUUCAUUAAAAAUGCUGGCAACUGAAAAUGUUUUGCUAUUGCAUCCAUUUAAAUAUGGCAAAUGUAUCAUUUCACUCACAAUAUUUUAUUUUUCUUUUGUUGCUGAAAACAUGACCACAUUUUACACAUUUCAGUUGUUCUGGUCUAUCUUUAAUACUUUGCACUGUCUGGACUAUAUUUCCCCCAUGCUUUUCUCUUAUUAACAAAACUCAUGAGGCCACAUAUUUUUUGGCACUGUAAGUUUUCAAUAUUGUAUUUUAUUAAAGAUGCUGAACCUCACUCCAUUACUACCCAUCAUAAAUAAUUAACUUUUAAUACAGGGAAUCUGAAUUGACUUGUUGCUAGUUAAAAUUCACAUUUAGGAAAACAGUGAGCUUGACUUCUGGGGUUUUUAAUCAUUUACCCUAAUCCAUUAUUGGAACCCCCACAGUCUAAACACCACACUUAUUUCACUCCCAGAGUAUAUCAAUGUCUGUGUAUGAAGCAGCCUGGUUCUGGGGGUAUGAUAUGUAUUUUAUAAAAAGAUACACUGUAUGGAAUUAUGAGCGCUGUCUUGCAUGUAGCUAUGCAAAAGUUUAAUAUUGUUAUAGUGUUUUGUUGAUUUUUAGGAUUUUUUUUCUCUCUUAUUCUCAUGUAUUUUAAACCAAGAUUAGGAUCUGAUCUCUGUAUUUAGCUACAUCUGUUUCACAAUUCUUGCAAGCUUUAUUUACACUUGCUUUCCAACACCUAUGUAGAUAAACGGAGGGGAAUGAACAGUAGGCAGUGUUGCACAAUGUAACGACUACCCUGUAAUUAUAGACACACAUCUGCCCUUUGUCACGUCCUCACAGGACUGUAGUUGAUGAUUUACACAACCUGACGUAUUUCUGGCCUGGAUGCAGUGCCUUGGCCUAAGGGAACAAAGUGCAGACUGUUCUUGUAUUAUCUGGUGUGUUUUUUGCUCUUGCAAAAAAACGACACUGUACCUGCAGAUACUCGCAGCAAAGUCACUGCGAUAAAGAAACAAAAUGUACUUCAAGGUUCUCCUUAUUAAUUCUAUCUUUCUGUUGGACUGCAUUUGUGUGAUUUGGAGGGGUUAGGUUUCAUAUGCCCCACAUGGCAGUACAAUAACUUAAUUAUGCAUACCAGCACAGCAAGGAUAAAUUUAAAAAAAAAAAAACAUUUUAGAGUAAAACACUAAAUGAUCUUAGUCCAUCUCCAUGCGAACUUUCAUUUUAAGUCUUGCACAUUCUUUUCUAACAAUGUACAGGACAUGCAUUAAGGCUUAAGUGUGCCAAAACAUUUGUCUGUUAAGGUGUUUUUCAGCUUUACCAUUACAAAAACCACACCUCCCGACCCAGUAAAUACUGAAAUGUUUUGGUGUUGUGCCUGUCUGGAGUGUGUAAAACACUGCACUUCUGCAACGCUUCACCUGUACAUUCAGUGGAAAGUAUUAAAGGUACCAAGUCCAUUCUGUAUUUUGACAUGCUAAUGAAACUGCAAUGUUAUGUGUGCUUCUGUCUGCAGCUUUUAAAGUCAAGUGUGGCGUUUUGUAUCUGCUAUUUGUUUAUACUGUUCAAUUCUUGAAAAUGAUGUUAGAGGUACUACUGUGGUGGCCAAUAUAAAAAGCUUGUAGGUGCCAUUCUUAUUUAAUGUUACUGCUCAUUUUCCUUAUCUUAUCCUUUUUGUUCAGAGUUUACAGGACUAUGAUAUAAUAAAUAAACACAAAUCUGGGAGACUACAGACAUGAGAAAAAAAAACAUUUACUCUUUACUGACUAAUUUUGUUCUGCAUGGAGAUUUCAUUAUGAAAACGAAACCGGUGUAACUUCAGAAUUCUAAGAUUUUUUUUUUUUUACUGAGCUUGCAAAAGUAAAAAAAGGGUGAUUUCAAGAUAAAAUGCCUUGCAAAAAAAACCAAUCAAACCUAAUGAACAAAUAGCUUUCUUGUCAAAACAAGACUGGUACAAUUCCAUCAGGUUUUGCAUGUGACUUUUGUGAAGUUUCAGUAAGUGUUUUUCACCAUGAGACUGCAUUUAGUUGCCCAAGAUGCUGCUAUUGUGUUUUGUUAGUUUUUGUUUCCUCAACUACAAACCACAUACAAAUAUCAUUUGUAUUAUAACCAAUUUGACUUUAUAAAGUGUCAGUUCUUGAUCUUAGAAGAGAUAAAGGCAAGUCUUUCUUGCCUUAAUGAGAGGCAGAACUAGAACUGUACCUCCGAACUGCUGUGCUUCAGCUUUGAGCUGUGAUAACUCUCUUGUCUCCUUGUUUUAAA